AGAGGCACGUCUGUCAUCAUGUCGAUGCCUUUCCCAUCGCCGUUUAAAUAUUCCCGCAUAUUUUAACCAACUUAACCCCCCAACCCAGAGUCCAGACUGUGUGCCUAACUCUCUCUCUAUCUCUCUCUCUCCACCGCUCAGUUCAUCUCUGAUCGAAUGCUGCCGUACCAGACCAUCUCGGAGGCGGCCUCCGCCCUCGGCAGGAACCUCACCUUCGCCGAGACCCUCUGGUUCAACUACUCCGCCUCCAAGUCCGACUACAUCCUCUACUGCCACAACAUUCUCUUCCUCUUCCUCAUCUUCUCCGUCGUCCCUCUCCCCCUCGUCUUCGUCGAGGUCCUCCGAUGGGCCGGGUUCGACCGCCACAAGAUCCAGCCCAAGGUCCGAUUGACCCUCCAUGACAUGCUCAAGUGCUACAAGGACGUCAUGUGGAUGUUCUUCUCCAUCGUCGGCCCUCUCCAGCUCGUCUCUUACCCUUCUAUUCAGCUUAUAGGGAUUCGAACAGGAUUGCCAUUGCCUUCUGGGUGGGAGAUGGUUUCCCAAUUGUUAGUUUAUUUCUUGGUUGAAGAUUACACCAACUACUGGAUCCACAGAUUUCUGCAUAACAAAUGGGGGUAUGAAAAGAUCCAUCGUGUUCAUCACGAAUACACUGCUCCGAUUGGAUUUGCGGCGCCAUAUGCGCACUGGGCUGAGAUUUUGAUUCUCGGGAUCCCAUCUUUUCUCGGGCCAGCCAUAGCGCCUGGCCACAUGAUCACAUUCUGGUCGUGGAUAGCAUUGAGGCAGGUUGAGGCCAUUGAAACACACAGCGGGUAUGACUUCCCCUGGACUCCCACAAAAUAUAUUCCAUUUUAUGGUGGUGCUGAGUAUCAUGAUUACCAUCAUUAUGUUGGAGGACUAAGCCAGAGCAAUUUUGCUUCAGUUUUCACCUACUGCGAUUACAUUUAUGGGACUGACAAGGGAUAUCGUUACCAGAAGAAGAUCCUUAAAAAGUUGAAAGAGGAUACUAAUGGUGUGCAAAAUGGAGGGUCGUACAACACCUCAACUGUAGACCUUAAAACUGAUUAGCUUCGAGACUGCGUAGCUCUGUAUUUCAGAAAUGCCCUUUCAGUAUAGCUCUCAGUGGUGACAACUCUCGGAAACCUCUGAUUUCAAUUUGACAUCAAUGUGGUAGGGUGGUAAAUAGAAGUGUAGUGGCUCAGGUGCAGAUUAACUGUGGGGUUUUCAGAGUUCGUGAUUUUGAGUAGCCUGGAGGCGGUUAAAAAAAAUCAGUAGAUUGUAAGGUUCAGAGUUCAGCUUGUGUUUCUGACAUAAUGUUCAAAACUAUAAUUGGAUGAACUCGUUCGUUGUUUGUGAUUUUGGAAUUUAAAUGUUAAAAUGUUCUUUAGCUUGA
Messenger RNA from Rosa rugosa (rugosa rose), 1390 nucleotides. Its product is annotated as methylsterol monooxygenase 1-1-like. The transcript is spliced from 5 exons. The record is from RefSeq and is a predicted model, not a curated record. Gene Ontology annotation, biological process: sterol biosynthetic process. NCBI's taxonomy places the organism in Eukaryota, Viridiplantae, Streptophyta, Magnoliopsida, Rosales, Rosaceae. The coding region runs from base 157 to 1065 and encodes 302 amino acids. Gene Ontology annotation, molecular function: iron ion binding; C-4 methylsterol oxidase activity.